Macadamia integrifolia is the source of this 863-nucleotide messenger RNA. RefSeq names its product transcriptional regulator TAC1-like. The coding region runs from base 254 to 703 and encodes 149 amino acids. The transcript has a single exon. The record is from RefSeq and is a predicted model, not a curated record. NCBI's taxonomy places the organism in Eukaryota, Viridiplantae, Streptophyta, Magnoliopsida, Proteales, Proteaceae.
UGAGUUGAUCCCUCACACUGGGAAUGCCAGAAUAAAUCAAGGCUUGAACCUUAGUACAAUUAAUAAAUGGUCUAGGCCAGUCUCAGGUUUUCUCGGUCUAACAAACCAGUGUGGGUAUAGAAUUGACACUCCUUGGUCAUUGUUAUCAUAUAUUCACCAAAGAUCAGCUGACCACCUUAGUUGUUCCCUUCUCUUAUCUGAUCAUCUCUUCAGCUAUCCAUGGCUCAUGCAGUUUUAGGCUUGUAGCUUGAGGAUGGAAGUUGAUCCUCUAAGUCCAGAGAAUUCCGAUCAGGGAGGAGGAAGCACCUCAUCAGACCAACAGAAGGUGAGGUCUUACGACUGUACCUUUUGCAAGAGGGGCUUCUCUAAUGCACAAGCACUUGGGGGGCAUAUGAACAUCCAUAGAAGAGAUAGGGCAAAGCUCAAAGAACCCUUCAUCAUCGUCAAGGAGGAACCAUCCUUUUCUCCUCCUCCUCCUCCAGCUGGCUUAUCUUUAGAAUUGGAGUCCAGUGAAAACAAGGCUUGCAACCUAAGGCCGCCGUGGCCAAUUGUUACCAGAGAAUUACGGCAGCUACAGUUGUUUGUGGAGAGACCAUUAAGCAGUGAACAUCAUAAAUCAGGCAGUGAUGAAAGAGGGACUAAGAGGACUACUGAGGGUUAUAAGGAAUUGGACUUGGAGCUUCGAUUGGGCCCGGAAUCCUGAGAUUCAUGAUCAAGAUACAUGUAGGUCUCUGGUACCUAACACCUUUAAAUUUCGUUGUGUCAUAACCUGGUUUUGAUUGUUUUAUUUGAGACUACUUAUUCUUUUUUAGCGUUCAUAAACAAUAUUUGGUAAUAGAAGAAGACAGGAACUGUCUACAGUA